ACGAGAGCGGAGGACGCACUGCAGCCUUCUUCGAGCAAGGGAAAAAUAUCGAAAGGAAAUAAAUCUACAAGCCGAUCUGCAAUCGAUAUUCGCCAGGAUCUCUCAAACGAUUUGCGCACACACACACACACACACAUACAUAUAUAUAUAUAUAUAUAUAUAUAUAUAUAUAUAUAUAUAUAUAUAAAGAUAUAAAAAAUAAUCAAAGUCGAGAGAAAAAGAGAGGUUAUAUAACAGGAAGAAAACGUCAGUGGCUGUAGCUUUCUCACUGACUAGUGUGAGUCAUUGAUAAAUGCACAGACAUCCUUAACACUGUUGCAUGAAUGGACUGGAAGUUGAGCGAGUCUGCGCUUGACUCUCGAACCGAAACCCAAUAAUUUCAACCAUUUCGAGCGUCAUAGGAACUAUUCCUGGCGUUUAUCGCUAUAACAAGAUACUUUCAUAGCGUUUCUCAAGAGAGAAUCUCAAUGCUUCAGGCCUGAGAUAUCUACGGCCUCUUGCAGCGCGUCUACUCCGCAGUUUCAGCUCUUUACGGUACGGUAACCGCUAUUUUACUAAUGCUCGAUAAGUUCAAACCCGUGCAUUUGUAUCCGGUCAUGGCUAUAAGCAAGACAGUAGAGUUUCUGAAGGAGCAUCUGGUGACGCGCAAGGACUGUUUGCUGGUUAUGGACUGCCGAGCGCAAGAGCUAUACGAGUCGUCGCACGUCGAAACGGCCAUUAAUGUGGCCAUCCCGAGCCUCAUGCUCCGGCGACUGAAAAAGGGCAACCUGCCCAUAAAGUCUCUGCUUUCUAAUGGGGAAGACCGUGAGAGAUUCGCGCGGAGGUGCAAGACGGAUACUAUCGUGUUGUACGACGAGUACAGCCGAGAGUGGAAUGAAAAUAUCGACGGCGGCUCCGUGUUGGGUUUACUGCUGAGGAGAAUGAAGGACGAGGGCUACACAGCUUUCUAUCUUGAGGGUGGUUUCAGCACAUUUCAAGCUGAAUAUCCCACGCUGUGCGAGACGAACCUCGACGGUUCAUCCAGCAGCAGUUCACCGACCUCCCAAGUCCUCGGACUCGGAGGGCUUCGGAUCAGCUCUGACUCUUCGGACAUCGAGUCGGAUAUCGACCGAGACCCGAGCAGCGCCACCGACUCGGACGGCAGCCCCCUUUCCAAUCCUCAGCCUUGCUUCCCAGUGGAAAUCCUGCCGCAUCUGUAUUUGGGUUGCGCGAAGGACUCCACGAACCUGGAUAUUCUGGAAGAGUUUGGCAUCAAGUACAUCUUGAACGUGACUCCUAAUCUGCCCAACAUGUUCGAGAACGCAGGAGAGUUUAAGUACAAGCAGAUUCCCAUCUCGGAUCACUGGAGCCAAAAUCUCUCCCAGUUUUUCCCCGAAGCCAUCAGCUUCAUUGAUGAAGCCCGUGGACAAAAAUGUGGCGUGCUUGUUCACUGCCUGGCAGGUAUCAGCCGCUCCGUCACUGUGACGGUAGCCUACCUCAUGCAAAAGCUCAACUUGUCCAUGAACGAUGCUUACGACAUCGUCAAGAUGAAGAAAUCCAACAUCUCCCCUAACUUUAACUUCAUGGGCCAGCUCUUGGACUUUGAGCGUACUUUGGGCCUCAAGAGUCCUUGUGACAACCGCAUGGCAGCUCCAUCCCCAUUGUACUUCACCACACCGACCAACCACAAUGUCUUUCAGUUGGACCCACUUGAGUCCACGUGAGGUUUUGCCACGGCGACCCCCUUUUGGCUCUCUAAAAGUGUUUGAAACAUGGGUUUCUUUUUUUGAUGCCUGUCAAGGGGUUCCUCGUGUUAUUGAUAGAGUUGGCUUGAGAUGACUGCGGACCAGAGUAGCCACUGAUGGGUCAUGUGGUGUGCCCAGAGCUUAUAAGCUGCUGUUUAAUGGAGAGAGAACAGACAUUAUCUGGGACUCUGUUUCUCUAGGACUCUAUCAAUUAGUUCUUGAGAUAUAUAUAUAUAUAUAUUGAAGCAUGGAAAGACUGGCAACUAUGGAAAGAACUUAUUUGGACAUUCAAUUUACUACAACUGGGGCUGGUGUGCCAAAGAGACUUUACUGGAACUGAACAAUUACAAAUACUCCUUGUUUUGAUUAGCACUUGCACCUUCAAAUUUUUUAAGGUGUGCUCUAACUUGUCUUCAAUGAAGACUUGCCUGUUUUGGGACGAUAUUCCCUCGGUAAUGAUGGCAGAGUAUACUGUACUCCAACUUAUUUGCGUGGAGAAAUUUUUUAAACAUUGAUACAUGUGAAUAUUAAAGAUGUUUGUAAGCCUUGCCAUAGUAAGAAAUAUAUAUAUAUAUAUAUAUAUAUAUAUAUAUAUAUAUAUAUAUAUAUAUAUAUAUAUAUAAAAUCUGUUGCAAAGGAAAGGCUGUAGAUUUUCUUCUUCUUUUGUUCUCCUUAUGUAGCUGAACUGAAUAUUGAUCAAUAUUAUCUUUAUCGAUGAUUUACAUGCCAAAUAUGUUAACAGGUUUUGCAAGAUUAUUAAUGUGUAUAUGUAUAUUAUAUUUCUUUAUUUUGCUUUAUGGAUACAUUCAGCCUUUCUCAGCUAUUUAACCACCAACACAAAUCAAAGUCAUCGCUGUUUCUUGCCUUAGUUCUGUACAUGAAUUGUUAUUGUGCAUUAACUUUCAAGAGCAAUUCCCCAGACUGGACUAUACAAAUUUGCACGCUCAGAGGGGUAGCCCAAACUUGUGUGUGUAUGUGUAUAAGGCAUUCUUCAAAUGCUACUUGGCGGGGUUUCAAGAUGCAUUCUCAUGUAGGACCCGUUCAACUUUAUACUACUUGUUUUGUUUUUAUCUGGGGACAUCUAAAGGUAAAAGCAAGUAAUGCUGAUUUUUGUGCAAGGAAAUGAGGUCUGUGAGAGAUUUUUUGUCUCUCCUCUUCAGGAAAGUUCUGUGACAAUUUUUUGUGAGAGAAGUGACUGAAAUGGUUUUUAGCUGGUUUUGUUGUCAAUCAAAGGGUAAGGCCUGUUUAGGGGAGGGAAUUUUUACAUAACCACUCCCCCAAAAUUACGAAUGUAAAGAAAUGAUAAGUUAUUAAUAAAUUGCUAUUUUGUCUAUUCA
Xyrauchen texanus (razorback sucker) is the source of this 3061-nucleotide messenger RNA. Its product is annotated as dual specificity protein phosphatase 6-like. Gene Ontology annotation, cellular component: cytoplasm; cytosol. The transcript has 3 exons. Gene Ontology annotation, biological process: regulation of heart growth; positive regulation of apoptotic process; negative regulation of ERK1 and ERK2 cascade. Bases 558 to 1703 code for a protein of 381 amino acids. The record is from RefSeq and is a predicted model, not a curated record. NCBI's taxonomy places the organism in Eukaryota, Metazoa, Chordata, Actinopteri, Cypriniformes, Catostomidae. Gene Ontology annotation, molecular function: MAP kinase tyrosine/serine/threonine phosphatase activity; protein tyrosine/threonine phosphatase activity.